Messenger RNA from Thunnus maccoyii (southern bluefin tuna), 3318 nucleotides. RefSeq names its product CD8a molecule (gene cd8a). The coding region runs from base 1485 to 2222 and encodes 245 amino acids. The record is from RefSeq and is a predicted model, not a curated record. Lineage: Eukaryota; Metazoa; Chordata; Actinopteri; Scombriformes; Scombridae. The transcript has 6 exons.
GAGGCAGCUUUUCUGAGAAAACAACCCUGGCGAUGUCAUCAGAGUAUAAAGUUUCCACUUCACACUUUAGUAGCUGGUUAAGCACCACACUAAAGAGAGUAGAGCAGCAGCAGUUUGGUGGCUCAUGAGUCAGUGAUUCACUAUUAAACAAUGACAAAGGCUAUUAAUCCUGCUUUUGCUGCCAUCUAGUGGUUACAGUUUUUAUGUUGCUGCAGUGAUGAACGACUGUACGAUAAUGCAAUGUUAUAUUGGGUGUUGGGUGUGGUUAGCUGCGCAAAACAGAUGUAUUAUGGCCAUGCUUUAAAUCAUUUGAGCUACUGCCACAACUUGACAGGUUUAUUUCAAUGAUGUCUAUCGGAAUGAUAUAAUCAGCAACUAUUCUCUUAAUGAUUUACUACUUUACACACAUUUACGUGUUACAUUCUGUAAAGCCAAAUAUUUUGAGCACAACCUGGCCCAAAGUAAGUGACAAAAAGUCACACAAAACAUGUAUCAUCAGUAAGCUAGAAUUGAGUAAUACGUUUGUUAAAUUGGAUCAUAAACUGUGUGGAUGAGUGGAAGACAAAACUCAGAGCUAGAAGGUAGAGAGGCCUGGACAGAAAAGAAAGAUUAGAAACCUCACUAUAAAUAGGCUCAAGCUACUCAGGUGUAGACCAUUUCCUGAUGUCUUAUACUCCACUCUGCCUUUGUCUUCUGAACAAUGAAACCACACCAACAGCAGGCAGCUCUUACUGUAAACUGUUCAUGACUUCCUGCAGACAGUAGCCUAUAUGAAAUCAAUGCAUGUUUACACAUGGACAUUUUUUUCAAUAUAUCACAUUGUUUUAUUUAUCUAUUACUGAUAUUUAGUUAAUAUUGUCAUUAUGAUUAUUUCUUAUUUCACUUUAAACUCAGUCAGAUUUGUUGCACCAAGAAGCAAUUUCACCGGUAAAAUCAACAAAAUCUCAUUUUUGGAAUCCACUGGAAGUUUAACUGAUCUUCUGUGUUACAACAACAUUUAGGAAGAAGGUCAAGGUCAAAGUCAGCAACAGAGCAGUAUAGCUGUAGCUGGCAGGAAGUGAAUGUCUCACACAGGACAGGUUAGCCAGACAGAUUUUUUUGCCAAAGUGUUUGCCAACUGUUGUUUAUGAAGACAAAUUCAUGUUGAUGCUUCAAAGAAGUCAAAUAACGUCAUCAGAAGUUUACCAUUUGAUUUUUGCAGAACAGUGUAGUUUUUGUGGGCUGCUCAGUUUUACACUUCCCACUCCAUCCUUUUCAGCCUACACACUGCACCUCAGCAUUUGUUGUGUGUUUUGUUACAGGUCGCGCUGUUCGAUGCUUCAAACCAGAGGCAAAGUGAUGUGCAGAUCGGUGGGCUCCACUUCAAAAAAGUUGCAGAUCACGACCGUGCUGCAGUAGGUCUCUGCAACACUCCGCUGCAUGGAUCCCAUUUGAUACAGCCGAGAAGAAGGUUACAGCUGGGGCGUGGUUUGAUAUCUCUUUGAAUGAUCUCCUAUAGCAGGCUCCGACAAACAGCACGAAGACGUGUUCAGCAGCUUAUUGUCGUGUGCAAGAUUAAAAUGGACCAAAAGUGGAUUCGUGUUCUAGUGGUUCUGGUGUUUUGUCAAAAAAUGAGCUCAACAGCUGAUGAAGUCCAAACAUUAAAAGAAGGGGUACCGGCUAACAUUAAGUGUGAUCCUAACGCGGGACAGAGCAUCGUCAUCUGGUAUCGGAUGCUGGACACAUCUCACAUGGAAUUCAUUGGAUCUUUCACCAAUGGCAUGCAGAAGACAGAGCCCUCUUCCAACUUCACUUACUCAAAGAUUGGCUCGAAUACCAUAACGCUGAAGUCAUUCAACAAAAUUAAAGACAGCGGCACUUACACCUGUGCGGCCUUUAAAAGUAACAGAUUGAUAUUUGGCCAAGUAACCCGACUGCAGGGAGAAAAAACUGCAGUCGCGACCAAAGCACCGCCGACCACCACCACCAAACAACUCACGACCACCACACCGUGUGCUUGUAACGGUAAAAAUAAGAAAGUAGUGGAAACCAGUCUUUCCGAGAUAUGUUCUCCAAUCAUAUUGGGCCCACUAGCUGGCAGCUGUGGCCUUCUUCUUCUGCUCCUCAUCAUCAUCAGCGUGUACUGCAAUCGAAUAAGGACACGGAGAUGCCCACACCAUUACAAAAGAAAGCCUCGGACGGUGGCUCCUGAAAAACAAAUGAUGACCAACAGACAUGUUUAAUAUACAUGCAAUUUCACGGACCAUGCUAUUUUACAGCGUUGUUUUCUUGCUAUAGAAAUAAUUUUUCAUCUUAUGUUGAGUUUAAUGACAAAUUCUUGGUAAAUAAUUUCUUUGCAUCUUGUUUUAACUGCAUUGUGGUUUGACGGCUGACAGCAAUGCGCUAUUUGUGCUGUUUAUAUACAUUCAGAUUAACUUUUUACUAAACUUUAAUGAAAUUGUAUGAUAUAAAAUGUUGAGUGAUCCAAUCACCAUGAAUGUGGAUAAUAGAAACCACUUAAGUCCUGAGAAUAUUUGAAUUUAGAACCCUAAUUUAUGUGAAUUUAAUGAAGCAAAAAUUGCACAUAAAUCAUUUUAUUUUUGUAUAGAUUUUAUUUUCAUUUAUUCUUAUUCUUUUAGUGUAUUCUUUUAAGAGCUGAUUUUUUGCUGGGUUUUUUUUUUCAGCAUUGCCUAUUCUGUGAAGACUUUUUUAGCCAAGCUUUUGUUUAGUUUUUGUUCUGAAAAAUAAGAUUUCUGGUGAUUCAAAUUCUGUGGUCUCAAAGUACCAGAAAAACAACAACAAAAACCCCACAAUAUCAACAAGUAUUUUUAUUGUUUGCAUUUGUUGUAUCUCAUCCAAUGUCUGAUUUUUUUGAUUGAGAUAUUGUAUAAAAUAAAAUAUCACUCAGACAAUCACUUUUUCUUGGCGGCAGUGAAUUGUAUUUGUCUUUAUUUAUGUUCCUUAUUUUAUUUUAUUAAUAGAAUGUAUAAAACUCAAUCAUUUGCAACCCCAUCAGUCAUUCAGGGUGUUGGCACAAUUUUUACAUUACGUCUGAGCACAUUUGUUUUGUUCUAAGCCCUGCGAGUAAAAGGGAAGUGGGCUGUUGAGUGAAAUACCACUUAAGUCAGGAGAAACAAGAAGAUCUUAAAAUACAGUUUCUGUUCUUAUAAAUUCCCCCUUCAGCUUUCAGGAAACACUGUUUAAUGAUUUUUUCCUGCAGUACUUCUCAUAGGUCUGCAUAUAAAGGUUGUUUUUGUUCCUUAUUUUGGACACUAAUCGUACAGAGAGAAAGUCAUGUAAAAACCAGACUCUACAUACGAUACAGCAGCUACAACAAUC